AUAAUGAUUUAGUUUAUCUGCAAUUCAUGUAGGGGCUUUGUCACGUUCACGCCGACAUUUACUGUCGCUUUCGUUGGUAUGAGACACCGAUGAAAGCGGAGAGGACAGGAUGCCCGCCAGCGGCGCCGACUCGCUGAAACCCAGCGCCUUCAUCCCGGUGUGCACGGCCGCCUGCCUCCUGGUCGGUUCUACCUCCCUGUUCUUCGUCUUCACAUGCCCAUGGCUGGCUGUGACCAUCUGCCCUGCUGUGCCACCAUGCUGUGCCAUCCUUUUCCUAUUUGUGCUUGCCAACUUCACCAUGGCAACCUUUAUGGAUGCUGGUGUUCUCCCUGUGGCUAGUGAGGAUGAAGACAAGGACGAUGAAUUCCGUGCUCCGCUGUACAAAAACGUGGAUGUAAAAGGUGUCCAGGUCCGCAUGAAGUGGUGUGCAUCGUGUCAUUUCUACAGACCUCCACGCUGUUCCCACUGCAGUGUUUGUGAUCACUGUGUGGAGGAUUUUGACCAUCACUGUCCCUGGGUGAACAACUGCAUCGGAAGGCGAAACUACCGCUACUUCUUUCUGUUUCUGUUGUCUCUUACCUUUCACAUGAUUGCUGUCUUCACAUUUGGCCUCAUAUAUGUUCUGCACCACAUGGAUGAAUUAUGGAAGCUGCACUUCACCGUUACUUUGGUAGUGAUCAGUAUUUCAGGCUUGUUUCUUAUCCCCGUCCUGGGACUUACUGGGUUCCACUUGUAUCUCGUGUCCAGAGGUCGCACCACUAAUGAACAAGUAACUGGAAAGUUUCAAGGAGGAGUGAACCCUUUUACACGAGGUUGUUGUAGCAACAUGGAGUAUCUGGUUUGCAGUCCAAUUUCCCCAAAUUACACAGGAAGACCCUGCAAGAAAACAGCCAUCCAUGUCCAGCCUCCAUUUCUAAAGCCAGAACUUGAGCUACAGAUGCCAGUGAAAGUCGGGGACAACGGGCUACAUAGUCUAGUUAUCCCAAAAAAACAAUCCUCGGCUGGAGCCGUCGAACUGUCAGAUAUAAAAGCUCCACCACCACUGCCUCCAAAACCAGAACGUGGGCUGCUGAAAAGCCAAGUUGCUGUCAUGGAUGAUAUGGGACAUCACACCAAAUCCAUUAUUCCUGUAUCUAUUCCCACUGUGCCACAGCUACGGCCGGUUCUGGAGGCCAUAUCCAGAGGAUCAUCACCCAUUCCACCAGAGCAGUUGCUGAAGACAUCAGAGCAGCAAGGGAACAACAAAGGUCCUGACCUCUGCUCAGAGUCCAGAGAAAGCCCUGCGAGAGGGAGCCAUCAGGCUAACAUUACUGUCCAAGCUUCCCUCCAGCCAAGCAUACUCUCUAGCUCACUGCAGAUCAACUCUCUGACUCUCAACUCCCGUUCUCUCACCUUGAAACACAGCAGUCGUCAUGGCAGCAAAUCCCAAAUGCCUGUCAUGCACACUGAUGGGUUGGGAUCCAAUCCCCCUGGAGGGAUCCUCUCCUCUGGUCUGCUGACCAACCACAGCAGCAGCAGCAAUGGCUGUCCCUCCUAUGAUAACCUCAUCAACCCUGCAGACCCACAGUUCAUGACUCACAGGGGGCCCCCUUCAGUGAGUUACCACCCUCACUUUAUGGCAUUGAGUGCAGAUGGGACUGUGCAGCGUCCCUCUCCUCACGCCUACAGUCCUGUGUUUAUGGGUGUCACCAGACAGUCUCCUCAGCCUCGAGACUCCUCACCAUCUCUGCAGGGUCUCACUUCAAGGGAUCCCUCACCCUCUUUCCAAGGUUUAAUUCAACGGGACCCUUCUCCUGCUUUUCAAGGACUGAUCCCAAGAGACCUUCAAACCCAAAGCAUAGCAACCCGAGACAUUCCCCCUCCAGUCGUGAUGAUUCGAGAUAUGCCUUCUCAAAGUCUUAGAGACAGCCUCCGAGAUUUUGUUCCACAGGACACAACACUUCCAAAGUCUGCUGCUGCACGCUAUGACAACUUUUCAAAAACCAUCAUGGCAUCAAUCCACGAGAGACGGGAGCUGGAGGAAAGGGAUAGGAUGCUCCGUAUCCAACCCAGAUCUCAUGCGCUCUAUGGCCCAGAUAUGGGGAUUUAUGACAUCCCCAGCAGGAGGAGCCUGCCACCAGACAACAUUCGGCCUCAAGGCUCCCGUGGACCGACUCCCCCAGCGUAUGGUUCUAGGGAAUUUCUGAUGAGCACAGGCCUUCUAGGUUACGGCAUGAGGACCUCACCUCUUUCCAGCUCCUCCACAUCAUCUCUGACUCGUGGUCCGAAAACCUCCAGCUCUCCUCUGCAAAGCAGCAGCAGCAGCCUGCAAAGCAAAGGCAGGUCUUCGUCCCCAGCCUAUGGCCCUACUGAGAGGCAGACCCAAGGCCUCCCUUCCUCUACAUCCACCCUGCCCCGUUUAUCUUCCACCACCUCAGCCGCUCCCCCGUACUCUUCCUAUGCCACCACAAAGCGCUCCUCACUCCCUUUCUCCUCUGAGGGUAAGGAGUCUGUCACUCUGGGAGCCCUGAAAUAAAAGAUAUUCCAUGUUUCAUAUGGUGUGAAUGAAUCUUCUAUGCAGUGUUAGUCUUAGUUUUCACAGCUUCAAAACCUUUUUGUAAAAGCGAGGCCUUUUGGGGCCUUUUUGUAAAAAGGGAUGUGAGGAGAACAAAUACACAGUGAAGGAUGAACUCAGAAAUAUUCUUCCAAAUUCAAACUAAUUUUAAAAGCUGUGAAUCUCAGGAUAUCUGUGCCUCCUCUUAAAGACGGAGCACUGCAGACACAAUCAAAUUAAAAGAUGUUUGUAAAGAAUACAGAGUAACUUAUUAUCUAUUUGUGCUUUGAUAUUGUGCAUCGUUGUAAUAUUACACCAUCUCUAAUUUGUCUCAUACUGAAAAAAAAACCCUUGUUUAACAGAAUUUUUG
This is a messenger RNA of Melanotaenia boesemani (Boeseman's rainbowfish), 2903 nucleotides long. RefSeq names its product zinc finger DHHC-type palmitoyltransferase 8a (gene zdhhc8a). Gene Ontology annotation, molecular function: palmitoyltransferase activity. The record is from RefSeq and is a predicted model, not a curated record. The transcript is spliced from 10 exons. Gene Ontology annotation, biological process: protein palmitoylation. Bases 110 to 2515 code for a protein of 801 amino acids. NCBI's taxonomy places the organism in Eukaryota, Metazoa, Chordata, Actinopteri, Atheriniformes, Melanotaeniidae.